UUUGGCGUCUGCGCAGUGCGACGGGCUAGCGAGCGGCGGCUUUGCUGGCGGGAGCGGCAGCUUUUCUGUGGCGAGAGCGGUAUCUUUGCCGUAGAGAGUGGCUGCAACGCAGCUGCCAGAGGAGAGAUGCCGAGGGAGAUCAUCACCCUACAGUUGGGCCAGUGCGGCAAUCAGAUUGGGUUCGAGUUUUGGAAACAGCUGUGCGCCGAGCAUGGUAUCAGCCCCGAGGGCAUCGUGGAGGAGUUCGCCACCGAGGGCACUGAUCGCAAGGACGUCUUUUUCUACCAGGCAGACGAUGAGCACUACAUCCCGAGGGCAGUGCUGCUGGACCUGGAGCCCAGGGUGAUCCACUCCAUCCUCAACUCCCCUUAUGCCAAGCUCUACAACCCAGAGAACAUCUACCUGUCGGAGCAUGGAGGAGGAGCUGGCAACAACUGGGCCAGCGGAUUCUCCCAGGGAGAGAAGAUCCAUGAGGACAUUUUUGACAUCAUAGACCGGGAGGCGGAUGGCAGCGACAGCCUAGAGGGCUUCGUGCUGUGUCACUCCAUCGCUGGGGGAACAGGCUCUGGCCUGGGCUCCUACCUCUUAGAACGGCUCAACGACAGGUACCCCAAGAAGCUGGUGCAGACAUACUCAGUGUUUCCCAACCAGGACGAGAUGAGCGAUGUGGUGGUCCAGCCCUACAACUCACUGCUCACACUCAAGAGGCUGACCCAGAACGCCGACUGUGUGGUGGUGCUGGACAACACGGCCCUGAACCGGAUCGCCACAGACCGCCUGCACAUCCAGAAUCCCUCCUUCUCCCAGAUCAACCAGCUGGUGUCCACCAUCAUGUCAGCCAGCACCACCACCCUGCGCUACCCCGGCUACAUGAACAACGACCUCAUCGGCCUCAUCGCCUCGCUCAUCCCCACGCCACGGCUCCACUUCCUCAUGACGGGUUACACCCCCCUCACCACGGACCAGUCGGUGGCCAGCGUGAGAAAGACCACGGUCCUGGAUGUCAUGAGGCGACUGCUGCAGCCCAAGAACGUGAUGGUGUCCACAGGUCGGGAUCGCCAGACCAACCACUGCUACAUCGCCAUCCUCAACAUCAUCCAGGGGGAGGUGGACCCCACCCAGGUCCACAAGAGCUUGCAGAGGAUCCGGGAACGGAAACUGGCCAACUUCAUCCCCUGGGGCCCCGCCAGCAUCCAGGUGGCCCUGUCUAGGAAGUCGCCCUACCUGCCUUCUGCCCACAGGGUCAGUGGGCUCAUGAUGGCCAACCACACCAGCAUCUCCUCGCUCUUCGAGCGGACCUGUCGCCAGUACGACAAGCUGCGGAAGCGGGAGGCCUUCCUGGAGCAGUUCCGCAAGGAGGACAUCUUCAAGGAGAACUUUGAUGAACUGGACACAUCCAGGGAGAUUGUGCAGCAGCUCAUCGAUGAGUACCAUGCAGCCACAAGGCCAGACUACAUCUCCUGGGGCACCCAGGAGCAGUGAGUCCUCCAGACAGGGACCCUCAUCUGCCUUACUGGUUGGCCCAGGCCCUGCCUGACUGACCACCCCUCAGAGCACAGAUCAGGGACCUCGCACCUCUUUCUUACCAACACAUAUACCCAUACUCUCUGUUGACCUGAGGACACAUGUAAUCUCCUUGUGAGACUGUUCAUGUUUAAUAAAGCACUGGAUAUAAAUCAA
This is a messenger RNA of Dama dama (fallow deer), 1680 nucleotides long. It is a transcript of the gene TUBG1, whose product is annotated as tubulin gamma 1. Gene Ontology annotation, molecular function: structural constituent of cytoskeleton; GTP binding. The record is from RefSeq and is a predicted model, not a curated record. Gene Ontology annotation, cellular component: spindle; cytoplasm; centrosome. NCBI's taxonomy places the organism in Eukaryota, Metazoa, Chordata, Mammalia, Artiodactyla, Cervidae. The transcript has 11 exons. Gene Ontology annotation, biological process: cytoplasmic microtubule organization; microtubule nucleation; meiotic spindle organization. The coding region runs from base 127 to 1482 and encodes 451 amino acids.